Myotis daubentonii (Daubenton's bat) is the source of this 861-nucleotide messenger RNA. RefSeq names its product family with sequence similarity 220 member A. Lineage: Eukaryota; Metazoa; Chordata; Mammalia; Chiroptera; Vespertilionidae. The record is from RefSeq and is a predicted model, not a curated record. Gene Ontology annotation, molecular function: STAT family protein binding. Gene Ontology annotation, cellular component: nucleus. Gene Ontology annotation, biological process: protein dephosphorylation; negative regulation of transcription by RNA polymerase II.
AUGGCUGUCUGGCUCUCGUGCCUGGCCACCACCUACUCCUAUGUGGUCUUCUGCAAGGGGCUGACCUGCACGCUGCUCAUCUUCUACUUGAACACAGCAUGGGGUAGAAGAGGGACUCUGGGUACCUGCCUCACAAAAGUGCAGGGAGAGGACUCGGACAAGGUACUGUGUAGCCUUUGAACACAGGAGAGCCCUCACCUACCAGAUGCACUUUCCUGGGUGAAUAAACCUGUGGUUGAUGUACAUGUAAAUUCACAAAAUGAGACCUUAUCAUUGGAAAUGAAAAUUGAUCUGAGUGAGGCCAACCUCGUGCUUCACAAUGGCACUAAAGUACUUGCAUAUUUGAAAGAAUCAGUAAGAAGAAAUUCUGCUUCCACAGUGGCUCAGGGUAAGACUAUGUAUCUGUCCUUUGCUCCUGCAGAAGAGCAUUUUGCUGGGGUGUCCUGUGGUGUCAAGGAGGGUGAGGGACUGGCUGGGAGGGACUGGCUGGGAGGUGGGCCCUGGGAUUGAUAGGACCACAGAGGAGAGCCUUGGGGGUCAGGACUACCACGCUGUCAGAAGCAGUGAGAAAUGUGAAUUUCUGAGGAUGAACCAAGUGCUUUUGUUGAGGGGUGAGGCUCUGAGCUGGAACCAUCUCUCCUGCAUUCAUUUGAGGACCCCUACACACUGUGUUUCCCCUGGCCCUUCAGAGUCCAUACUUUCAGGAAAACAGCAGAAUGCAGGAAAAUACUUCCAAGUGUAAAAAGUACCUCAAAUGAUCUGCAGGUAACACUGAGACUUCUGACUAGGCAAGCUUUUUAAGGAACAAAGCCAUUAUGCCAGUUAAGGUGGGAGUAAAAAUAGUGAGAUUAAUGUACAAGU